AUGCUGGGAGGAGACCUCUCCUUGAGAGACGGGAUGUACGCGGCCAUGGUUCGUGCCACGUUGCUCGAGGGCACAGUGUACGUAGUCGAAGUUGAUUCCCGGGUUGUCACCCUCGCACUAUGGUUUCGCCAGCCGAUGGGUCUAUUCAAGACCGAGGCGCAACGAGAACUCGGCUUCAACGAGUGGUUCGCAAAGCUUCCCGUGAAUCUCCAGCGUUGGUGGACUGAAGACAAAUCAGAAGCCUACCAAAAGACGAUCAUCAGCCAAGAGGAACUGGAUAAGAUGUGGUUCUGUAACCUCAUGGUCACCGACAAAGCAGAGCAUAACAAGGGUCAUGCGACGUUCGUGAUGGACCAGCUCACGGCCAAGGCUCGCGCGUCCGGAGAGAUCCUGGGCGUGUGCACGGCCAACGAGGUGAAUGUGCCGAAGUACAAAGCCAUGGGUUUCGAGGAGCGCGGUCGUCUCACUGCGCACCGUCAUAAACGAGGUCACGAAUAUAUGGUUCAUCAAGGAAUAGAUCAGAAGGUGUACGUGUUCUGA
Molecule: messenger RNA, 540 nt
Organism: Peniophora sp. CBMAI 1063
Lineage: Eukaryota; Fungi; Basidiomycota; Agaricomycetes; Russulales; Peniophoraceae
Source: the annotation of a GenBank genome assembly